Molecule: messenger RNA, 1638 nt
Organism: Carya illinoinensis
Lineage: Eukaryota; Viridiplantae; Streptophyta; Magnoliopsida; Fagales; Juglandaceae
Exons: 3
Coding region: 725-1225 (166 amino acids)
Source: RefSeq, a predicted model, not a curated record
AGUUGGUUUUGCAGUGUAGAGAGAGAGGGGAGGGAGGGAGAGAGGAAGUAGAAGAGGCCAGGGAGGAAGAGAGAGAGUGAGAGUGAAAGAGUUUCUGGGUUUCGGGCCCUUCUUUUUUGGUUUUUGUGAUCUAACUGAUCUUUCAUUUUUUUUCUAACUCUCUCGGGCCAAGUUUUGGGUUUGCUUUGUGAUCUUACCGUCUGAUUUUGCCAAAAGUUUUGGUUUCCGGUGGAGAGUUCGGAUUUUUCCGGUGAGGGGUCCCGUUGCUCCGGUGAUAUGGGGGGGACUGGUUGACCAUUUGACACUUGGGAAUCACGGUUUUGUCCUCAAAGUCGUCUUUUGAAGUCUUUAUUUACUUGGAACCUUCCUUUUUUCUGUUCUUAGAAAAUUCCUCCUUUCAUUUUUGGCUGAAAGACGACCAACACCUGGUAUUUGGUUGUUCUUGGACUGUACCAUCACGUGGUGAUUGAAAUUUUGGGCUUUUUUCCCUACAAGUUGUGUCUUUUACUGUGGAAUGAAGUAAAUUUACUCGUUCCAAGAUUUCGGCGUCAUAUUCUUUCGUUCAUCAAAGUAUUUCUUCCUUUUUUGGAACAAGGCAGGCAUCACUUCCAAUUAUUUUUGCUCUCAUUUGUCUGUGGCGUCCUCGUCAUUUUUCCCCAAAACUUUCCCAUCGAAGAGCUCUUCAAAAACGUUUUACCUUUCUAGCGAUUCCUGGGUUCGAACUAUGGCUGUCUCUUUCACUCGUUUUUCGUGGCGGUUAUGGUCCGGGAAAGAGAAAGAGCCCGUCUCAAAUGGGUCUUCCCUGAAUUCUUCAUUUGAAUGGGGGUUUGGUCUGAGGGAACCUGAGACCGUAAAGUUUCCUUCUGUGAAGGGGACCAAGAUAACCGCCCCUCAUAGGAAGGUUAAGAGGAAAUGGCAGAGUAGGGAACAGAGAAGAAUUGACAGGGAGUUUGACGCGGAGGUGGUGCCAUCUGAUGGUGUCUGUCUGUCAGGAUCUGAAUCCGAUGACCCAGACUGGUCCAUCGGAUGGUUUGAGCCUCAUGGACCUGGUUUCGAGAGUGAUGAUGGUUUAGCUGUGCUGGUUCCAAGCUAUAAACCGGGUUGCAAGAAGGUAAUGGAGGGCUCAAAUAACCAUCUUUUCAGUGCCAUCAAGAACCUCUCACAUGAGUUUUCUCCUGAGGGCAUGGCAAAGUUGCUUUCUUCUCUUCAGAACUUUGAGAUCUAGAAGUGGAUGAUCAUUUUCAGAAUGCCCCUUUUUACAGUACCAAAACUGUGAAAAAAAUAAAAAAUAAGAGAUCUGUUAGGCUUUACAUCAGCAUACCGAGUAGGAGUGCAGAGGAUUAACGCCCAGUUGAACUUGACUGUAAAUUAUCCAGUUAAGCAAACAGGAGAACCAUGUUGUGCAGACUCAGAAAAAGACGCUUUCCGGCUCAUGUCAUGUUCUGUUGUUCACGCUUCCAUUGGUUAGGGUGCGAGGAGAAGUCCGAAAUAUAAUGGAUUAUUUUACUGUAGAUACAACUUUUGUGAAUAUGAGAGUAUGCCUAUGCUUUAAGCUCACUAUUAAUGUAAAUAAUCCUGGUCCUUUCUUUGUCAAUCAAGGGCCAGACUGUUUAUAUCUCAUUGCUUCCACUUUUUGUA